Drosophila serrata is the source of this 2836-nucleotide messenger RNA. RefSeq names its product stoned A (gene stnA). Lineage: Eukaryota; Metazoa; Arthropoda; Insecta; Diptera; Drosophilidae. The record is from RefSeq and is a predicted model, not a curated record.
CGAUAGUUCAAAUCAGAGGUAAAGCCACCGAAACAAAAACCGAAAGAAAAAGAGUCCCCCGCUUCGAAAGCGAAAACGAGUAAAGAAAAAUCCAGGCAUCAGCAGAUUCGUAACGAAUUUUCCAUUAGAUUUAAGCAAAAUCUGCCGGAAUAACAACCGAAAAGGCGGCGACCGAUCUCGAUGUCUCCGCAAUUAGAUAAUGCUUAAGCUACCAAAGGGCCUAAAAAAAAAGAAGAAGUCGAAAAAGGAUCAGGAGCUCUUCACCGAGGAGGAGCUCGAGCAGUACAAGCGCGACCUCAAGGCGAAACAGGAGGCGGCGGCCAAUAAAUCGGACGCCGGCGAAUCCGACGGUGCCGCAUCAGAAGCUGAAACCAGUCACGAUCAUCACAACGAACAACAUCAUCAUCAGCAUCAUCAUCAGCAGCACUCACACCAAGUAGCCAGCAGUUCGGGAUCAGGAUUUGCUGGUCAAGAGGAGGAUCCACAUCAUCAUCAUCCCACUCAUUCUGGCGCCGCCGCCGCUGCUGCUGCUGCUGCCACCGGUGGCGACGAGGAAUGGGCCAAAUUCAAGGCACUAACCUCCGGCGUUGAUAGCAUCCUACAUAAGACCCAGGACGAGCUCGAUCGGAUUAAGAAGGAGUCCUUCUACCAGCGUCUACCCUCUGCCGCCGAAAAGAAGAAACAGGAGGAGGAGGAGGCCGCCCGCCGUGACCAGGAGCGUCUCGAGCGUGAACGUCAGCGUCUGGCCGAGAUCGAAGCGCAGCGUGACAAAUUAGCCGAGGCAGUGGUCCAACUAUCCGAAUCCGAGGACGAGCAUAUUGACGACGAGGCGGAUGAUAUCUUUGCCACCGAUUAUAUCGAGGCCAUUACCAGCGGUGAAUUACAAUUAGCCGUUGUACCCGAUUCACCAGUAUUUGCCCAGGACGACGGACCGGAUCCCUUUGAUACAGCCUAUGCGGAAAAGGUCAUCGUUGGUGCGGAUCGUUCCAAGGGCAAUAAGAAGCUUGUGAGUCUUGGGGCAGCCGUUGAGGUCCUUUCCGGACGCGUUGAUCGUGAACACGCCGUCGCCUUAGCGAAUCCCAAGCGGAAACUUCGCAAGGGUAUCCAGAAUCUUUUACUCAGCGAAAGUGUUGAGCUAGCCGAUCCGGAGGCGGAUCUCCUUGCCGGUGUUGAGCCGCAGCAGCACAAUCUCCUAGACGAUCUUGACGAGGAAUUGCCAGAAUCGUCGGCCCCGAUUGAUCUCAGUGUUUCGCUGCAUUUGCAUUUGAUAAAGCCCAAGCCCAAGGAGGAGGAGGACGACGACGAAGGAGAGGAGGAGCACCAGGGGGAAGGUGGAUUAGGACUUCAUCCGGAUCUAUCCGAAUUCGAUGCCCUCAAGGACGAGGAGGACGACGAGUUUGCUGAAUUAGCUGCCGAAUCGUUGACCAAAAAGGAGGAAGUGACCAUUGUAAGUCAAGUGCAUUUGCCUGCCGCAGAGUUACCAAGCGAGGCAAGUUGGGCGGAAUUUGAGGCAGAACCGGAACCGGAAACAGGUAAACCCAAGCGUCCACCGCCACCAGUACGUCCCGCCACAGGACCUCAUAUUGUACCCGGUGCCAUUUACGUUUCCGACGACGACGAGGAUCUAAAUCCCGACGACGAUCCCUUCAAUACCAACUACGCCGAGCAGGUGAUCAAGAAGACCACUGUCCUUGAGGAGGACGACGACUUUGAUCCGCGUGCCGAAGAGUCAGCUGGAGGUCUAGCUGCUCCCUCGCGGGAUCUCUUGGCCGGCAGUGCCACAGAUCUUAGUCAAGUGGUGCCCGCCCCAUUGGCUCCAACACUAAGUGUUGACCAGGAACCGGAGGAUUUUGAUCCCUUUGACACCUCAGCGGUGUCGGCCUUGGUGCAGCCCAAGGCCACAGAGUUGCGUUUCCUAGAGCGAGAGCUACUCAACGAGGCAGGCGGAGGAGGAGGAGGAGGAGGAAGUACAUUAAAACACUCCCUAAGUGAUCCGGAUUUUGAUCCACGCGCAGGUCAGGACGAACCACAGGUACAGGUGACCAAGGAGCACUUGCCACAGCCCGAGGACGUUGGUGCCUUUGACGCCGCUCGUCGCAAAUCCUCGCUGAGUUUAAACAUUCAGGCAAAGAGUGUAGGUUUCCUGGUACCGGCACCAGAUCUCCUUGGCGUUGGCAACGAACCGGGUGCCAAUAAGAAACCACUGACGCCCUAUUACGCUCCAGCGAGUAAACCCAUUGAGGAGCGGGAACGUGAAUCGGAGGAAGUAGAUCCCUUUGACACCUCCUACGUGCCAGAGGCAAAGCUCAGUGACAUCGAGUUAAAGCACAUUGAAAAGGAUUUGGAGCAGAGUCUGAGGCAUAGUCUUUCCGAUCCGGAUUUCAAUCCACGAGCACCGCCCACACCAGUGCCCGCAGAGGUUCUACUUGCGGUUGAGGAGAAUAUCAACAUCAAGGUCUUGACACCAGCACAGGAACGCAAGCAACUAACCAAACGCAGUGGUGGUGAUUCCAACGACGAAGAGGAUAUUGAUCCAUUUGAUACUUCAAUAGCUGCCAAUUUAAGGCCAGGAGAGACGGAACUAAAGCUGCUGGAGAACGAAUUGUUGCCGGAGACGCAACGGCAGGCGGUGACCGACGUCCUAGACGUUCAGAGUGACGCCCAGGAGUUGGGUUUGGGUGACAAGGUGCUAACACCUUCGACGCAAACACGUCCCCAGUUGCCCGCCCAAGAGGAUAUCGAUCCAUUUGAUACCUCCAUAGCAGAGAAUCUAGGGCCAGGAGAGACGGAGAUCAAGUUGCUGGAAAGUGAACUAAUAGAACGUUAGGAAGGUAGA